This is a messenger RNA of Fragaria vesca subsp. vesca, 694 nucleotides long. RefSeq names its product EG45-like domain containing protein-like. The record is from RefSeq and is a predicted model, not a curated record. Lineage: Eukaryota; Viridiplantae; Streptophyta; Magnoliopsida; Rosales; Rosaceae. Bases 84 to 485 code for a protein of 133 amino acids. The transcript is spliced from 3 exons. Gene Ontology annotation, cellular component: apoplast; cell wall. Gene Ontology annotation, biological process: systemic acquired resistance.
CAAGAGACUGAAGCUUUUUUCUCCAGGCCGCAAAGUACGUACUAUACUGCAGUAUUUGUUACUAGCCAUUAGUUAGGGAACGAAUGAGAUUCAAAAUCCAUGUUCUCGUCAUGGUGGUGAUGGUGGCCACGGUUGUAUGCCUUCCCUCACUCACGUUUGCUGCCCAGGGAACUGCCACCUUCUAUACACCUCCCUAUGUUCCUUCGUCAUGCUACGGAUUCCAGGACAAUGGGGUGAUGAUAGCGGCAGCAAGCGAUGUCAUUUGGGGCAACAGAGCAGCUUGUGGAAGAAAGUACAGAGUGAAAUGCACUGGAGCCACUAACCAAGGUAUAUCACAACCUUGCAAGGGUAACAGCGUUGUCGUCAAGAUAGUCGAUUACUGCCCUCCGGGAUGCCAUGGAACUAUAGAUCUCUCCAAAGAAGCCUUUACUGUCAUUGCUAAUCCUGAUGCUGGUAAAAUCAAGAUCGAGUAUACUCAGGUCUAGUAUCUUGGAGUAAUGAUGUCAUCAGUCAGGGGCCAGCAGUAAUAAUAAAACACAGUACACUUUGGAAAUGUCAUGUUUCCCAGGUGAUGACUGACGUUAAUUACCAAUGAAUAAUCAUUUCUAGAUGGUUAAAUAUAAAGAGAGGUCUUACUCCGUUUCAAAGUGUACGAGAACAACUAUAUAAUAGUAAUCUACAAUAUUUUCUACCC